This is a messenger RNA of Chenopodium quinoa (quinoa), 903 nucleotides long. RefSeq names its product protein FAR-RED IMPAIRED RESPONSE 1-like. Gene Ontology annotation, biological process: regulation of DNA-templated transcription. The transcript is spliced from 3 exons. The record is from RefSeq and is a predicted model, not a curated record. Lineage: Eukaryota; Viridiplantae; Streptophyta; Magnoliopsida; Caryophyllales; Amaranthaceae. The coding region runs from base 1 to 903 and encodes 300 amino acids.
AUGCGUGUAGUUUUUGAGGAGCCUAAGGAAGGGAUGGUUUUCCGGUCUUCGCAAGAGGUUGAAGCCUACUAUAAGGAGUAUGCUCAGCAAAUGGGGUUUGGAGUGUCAAGGGUUCAAAGCACCGUGCACUUAAAUCAUAAUCACAAGAUUGAUCAGGCAAAUUCUAAGCUUGUGAAGGAGUACCGCAUGAAGCAAAUGACCUCAAAAGGGAAGAAGAAGUUGAUGGAUUUCUAUGAGCAAGGUGUACCAAUUUCUCAAAUACACGGUUGCAUGGUGAUCGAACGAAACGGUAACAUGGCUCUCACCGUCAAAGAUUUACAACAUGAGGUGUACAAGGCUAGGCGGUUGAAGAUGGUUGGAGGGGACUCGGUGGCAGUGAUGGAGUACUUUGAAAAAAUACAAUCCGGCAACCAAAUUUUUUUCCAUGCUCAAUGUUUGGAUGAAGAAGGGAGGCUUAAGAAUGUUUUGUGGGUGGAUGCAAGAAGUAGGGUAGCUUAUGAGGACUUUGGUGAUGCGGUUUGCUUCGACGCAACAUACCUAACAAAUGAGUACGAGCUCCCAUUUGCGAACUUUGUUGGUGUGAACCACCAUGGGCAAUCAUUGUCUUUGGGAUGUGCUCUUGUUUCACAUGAAGACUGCGAUACGUUUGCAUGGAUAUUUCGACAGUGGCUAGUUUGCAUGAACAACCGAGCUCCUAAAGCCAUUUUGACCGACCAAGCGGCAGCUAUGCGGAGGCCCCUAGCUGAAGUCAUGCCAAACACGGUUCAUCGUUGGUGCAUAUUGCAUAUCAUGAGUAAGAUCCCUGAGAAACUUGGCAAGUGUGCAUGUUACCAAGAGUUCAUCAAACCCCUCAAAGAGUUUGUGUAUGAGAGCUUUGACCCCGAGGAGUUCCAUACCCGAUAG